AUGGGUUCAAGAGGAACAAACAUAUUGCUAUCAAGGGCAAGUAGGAUCAAAUCAAAGCUUCAAUCGGUGCUUGAGGCCAAGAUUUUGGAAGUUGAAGAUGUUUCAUAUCAGCAUGCGGGCCAUGCUGCUGUUAAGGACAAUGCAAAUGAAACACAUUUUAAUGUGAAAGUUGUUUCCGGUAAAUUUGAUGGACAGAAUCUUGUGAAGCGCCACCGUAUGGUUUAUGAUGCACUUGCGGAUGAGCUUGAAUCUGGUUUGCAUGCACUUUCCAUUGUUGCAAAGACUCCUAAAGAAGCUGGACUUUGA
This is a messenger RNA of Lactuca virosa, 306 nucleotides long. The record is from the annotation of a GenBank genome assembly. Lineage: Eukaryota; Viridiplantae; Streptophyta; Magnoliopsida; Asterales; Asteraceae.